AAAUAAACUUCUUGGUGUAUAUAUAUAUAUAUAUAUAUAGAAAGAUGUGGAGACAAGGUAACCAACCACUUUCUCCAAUAUCUUUAACUGAUAUUAAGGAGAGGCAGAUCUGGUGCAGAGCAAUCACAACUCAAAUUCUUGAAAUUUUAACCACUGUUAUUAGAUGAUUGGUCCAUUGGGCUUUCUCUUGUAGUUGAAGAAUGAGUUUUCUUAUCUUUGUAGAUCGGGGGAUGACACCAAUACUACUUGCAUCAAGGAAUGGUAUCGUGGAAAUGGUAGAGAAAAUCCUGCAACUGUUUCCUAUGGCCAUUCAUGACACCAACGGCUUUAAUCAGAACAUAGUGCUGACGGCAGUAGAGAAUAGGCAAUCACAUAUAUAUGACUUCUUACUCAACAGUAGUCAUCUUAUUGAUAAAGAAGGUGCAUUUCACGCUGUUGAUUGUGAGGGGAACAAUGCAUUGCAUCUAGCUGGAAAGCUUGCAGGUUACCGCUACCUCCAGCGUAUCCCCACCAGCAUGUUGCAAAUGCAGUGGGAAGUCAAGUGGUACCAGUAUGUGCAGAAUUCCUUGCCACCACAUUUUGUUGUUCAAAAAAAUGACAGAGGAGAUACCCCAGAUGAGAUCUUCCAAAUAGAACAUCAAGAACUUGAAGACGCAAGCAAACAAUGGCUAAAUAGCACCUCCAAUUCCUGCUCUUUCAUUGCAGCACUUAUCGCAACUGUUGCCUUUGCCUCAUCAGCCUCUGUACCUGGAGGGGUAAAGCAAGACACUGGGGAACCAGUUUUUGAAAACCAUCUGGCUUUCAGUAUUUUUGCAAUGGCAUCGCUAGUUGCUCUUUGCUGUUCAGUGAUCUCCUUGCUAAUAUUCCUCGCCAUUUUCAUCUCCAAGGACCAAGACAAAGAUUUUACUACGAACUUGCCAAGGAAUUUUUUAUUUGGUUUAACAUCUCUCUUUAUAUCCAUGGCAGCCAUGUUGACCUGUUUCUGCUCGGGAAACUUCUUGAUGCUUAAUGGUCAACUAAAAUAUGCUGCAAUUCUGGUAUAUGCACUCACCGGCCUGCUAAUGGCGUACUUUGUUCUGAAGCACUUUCCAUUAUUUAUUGAUCUUAUGAAGGCUACAUUUCGUAAGGUGCCUGAGCGUAUAUACAAGGAGUAUCUGUAGAUUGCUUUGGUCUGGGCUCAAGGAGGACCUUAUGCCAUGGUGAUGAUGGCCAGAUCUGAUGAUGAUGUAAUAUUUCAGUUGUUUUGUGUCUUUCAAAUAUAUAU
Messenger RNA from Vitis vinifera (wine grape), 1264 nucleotides. RefSeq names its product ankyrin repeat-containing protein NPR4. NCBI's taxonomy places the organism in Eukaryota, Viridiplantae, Streptophyta, Magnoliopsida, Vitales, Vitaceae. The transcript has 2 exons. The record is from RefSeq and is a predicted model, not a curated record. Bases 201 to 1160 code for a protein of 319 amino acids.